UACGUGUCUUUCAACCAUAGCUGACGUGUAAUUCCGCGCUGGCAAUCGGCUCCUUCGUUUGUAAGCCAAUCAAAUUCGAUCUCCACAUAGUAUAAAUAUACGUGGCCCUCCGCCCUCAAUUGCUCACCAAAGUGAGAACACCGCCGCUUCGGUACCGCGCAGUGGUUUUAGUAAUUUAGGGUUUCGAAUCAUGAGUUCCUCAAACAAAGGGGGCAGAGGCAAGCCCAAGGCCACCAAAUCGGUUUCCCGAUCGGCAAAGGCGGGUCUUCAGUUCCCAGUCGGCCGAAUCGCCCGUUUCCUCAAAGCCGGAAAGUACGCCGAACGUGUCGGGGCUGGCGCUCCCGUUUAUCUCUCCGCCGUUCUCGAGUACCUUGCGGCUGAGGUUCUCGAGCUUGCUGGCAAUGCUGCGAGGGACAACAAGAAGAGUAGAAUCGUUCCCCGGCACAUUCAGCUUGCUGUGAGGAAUGAUGAGGAGUUGAGCAAACUACUGGGGACGGUUACCAUUGCAAAUGGUGGUGUAUUGCCGAACAUUCAUCAGAACCUUUUGCCAAAGAAGACGGGGGCAGGGAAGGGAGAAAUUGGAUCUGCUUCGCAGGAGUUUUAGGUUUUAUAUUGUGUCGAAGUUUAGUUUUUGAAGUUUUAAUAUGGUUAAGGAUGGGAUCUUAUGUGUUAUUUUUUUUGGUUUUUUGUCUGCUUGAUCCCUGUAAACCCUAGUAUUGAAAUUUUUUAUGAUACAAAAAAGAAUAACAUACAUCUUUGGUCA
Messenger RNA from Vitis vinifera (wine grape), 763 nucleotides. Its product is annotated as histone H2AX. The record is from RefSeq and is a predicted model, not a curated record. Gene Ontology annotation, molecular function: structural constituent of chromatin; protein heterodimerization activity; DNA binding. Gene Ontology annotation, cellular component: nucleosome. Lineage: Eukaryota; Viridiplantae; Streptophyta; Magnoliopsida; Vitales; Vitaceae. The transcript has 2 exons. Bases 191 to 604 code for a protein of 137 amino acids.